Lotus japonicus is the source of this 1549-nucleotide messenger RNA. Its product is annotated as 1-aminocyclopropane-1-carboxylate oxidase homolog 12-like. Bases 184 to 1281 code for a protein of 365 amino acids. Lineage: Eukaryota; Viridiplantae; Streptophyta; Magnoliopsida; Fabales; Fabaceae. The transcript is spliced from 3 exons. The record is from RefSeq and is a predicted model, not a curated record.
AAUUUCCACACUUGAGGCCGCUAAUGUUAUUUAAUAUUAUCUUUUUCCAUAUCUUAUGUCCUAGCACUAUGUGGGCUAGAAUAAUUGUCUAUAAGACUAUAAUGCUAGCCAUCAAGAAAUUGUGAAGUUUGUUUGUUAAACUCUUACACUACUAGUUUCAAUCCUACCUUAGAGAGAAGGGAAAUGGGAACCAAUGCUACAAGUGAAGUGGCUAACUUUCACUAUAUGCUGAGUGAACGAAAAGCCUUUGAUGAAACAAAAGCUGGUGUGAAAGGGCUUGUUGAUGCAGGGGUCAAGAAAAUCCCUACCUUAUUCCAUCGUCAACCUGACAAAUUUGAGAAGGCCUCAAAUUUAGGCAACCAUGUUAUUCCAGUCAUAGACCUUGCAAGUAUUGAUAAAGAUCCAACUUUGCGCCAAGAAAUUGUUCACAAGCUCAGGGAAGCAUCUGAAACAUGGGGUUUCUUUCAGGUUGUGAAUCAUGGGAUCCCUCUUAGUGUUCUUGAGGAGAUAAAAAAUGGGGUGAAAAGGUUUUUUGAGCAGGAUUCUGAAGUCACCAAAGGAUUUUAUACACGGGACAAAGUUAAAUCCUUUACUUACAAUAGCAACUUUGAUAUUUAUAGCUCACCAGCACUCAAUUGGAGGGAUACUUUUACGUGUUACAUGGCUCCUGAUGCCCCCAAACCAGAAGAUUUGCCUGUAGUGUGCAGAGAUAUACUACUGGAAUAUGGAAAACACGUGAUGAAUCUAGCAACUUUACUUUUUGAGUUGUUAUCAGAAGCUUUGGGUCUGAAUCCAAGCCAUUUGAAAGAUAUGGGUUGUGCAGAGGGGCUUGUUGCUCUUGGCCACUAUUAUCCUGCUUGUCCUGAACCACAAUUGACAGUGGGAACCACUAAGCAUUCUGAUGCUGACUUUCUCACAGUGCUUCUCCAAGACCAUAUUGGUGGCCUCCAAGUUCUUCAUCAGAAUGAAUGGGUUAAUGUGACCCCUGAAUCUGGGGCUCUGGUAGUUAAUGUUGGUGAUUUUCUACAGAUUAUAACAAAUGACAGAUUCAAGAGUGUUGAACAUCGAGUACUCGCGAACCAUGUUGGUCCAAGAAUAUCUGUUGCAUGCUUUUUCUCCACAGGUCAUAGAUCUUCCUCAAAGCUCUAUGGACCUAUAAAGGAACUAUUAUCAAAGGAUAACCCUCCAAAAUACCGGGGAAUCACAGUUGCUGACUAUUCAGCCUACUUUGAGGAAAAAGGAAUGGAUGGUACUACUGCUCUUACACACUACAUGCUUUGAUGGAUCACCAUCCUCUUCAGUAUUACAAGAUUUGAUGGAUCAUAUGAUCCUUUGCAGUUUGGUUUCCAGCUGCAGAGGUUAUCAGCCAUAGAUUAUAUUUUAGAAUGCAAUAAAAUGUAAGUAAAAAUACAAUGGAGGGUGAGAGAUGAAACUGCACUCUUGCACUUAUUUUCCCAACUCUAGGAGAUCCAAAUCCAUGCUUGAUAUAGGCCAUGUAGAAGAAAAAGUAUUAAAUAAUUGAAUAAACUUAUAAGUUGUUGGAGGUCUA